ACAAGAACAAUUAUUUAAUUUGCAAAUUACGGCAAUAACUGCAUCGAGUGAAGGAAUUUUCCGAUAAGGACUGCAUAGAUUCUGCUAUUGAAGGUUUGAAUGCAACAUGAGAACAUCCGCUUUCUUGUUUCUUCUUUGCUCUGUUGUAGGGACGUGGGCAGUGCCGGUUGCAGACGCCGGCGCCCUGUCCUUGGCCGAAGCUGAUCCAGGAGCUAUAGCCAAUCCAGACCCAGAGCCAGAAGCUGCUCCUGCGCCCGUUUCUGACGCAAGCGCGUGGCCUUACCUCGGUGCACGACUCUCUGCGUCACGUUUCCCAGAUGAUGGAGGCGAUGGCAGUAAUGGUAGUAAAGAAGGUGGUAGUGGGAGUGGUAGUAGUGGUGGAAUGGACGGAUUAAUGGAGUUGUUAAAAAUUUGUUUCGAUCUCAUGUUAUCGCCACUUAUGAAACUGCUUGCCUCUGUCGGCAUUUCUCUUUAGAGAAGUAUCCAAGGAUUUUACUUUCCCAGCGUCCAGCAUUGAUUAAUUGUAAGAUAAUCAAUUGUAUUAUACAUAUAGCUCUAAAACUUUUAAGGUAAUAAUAUUAAAAUUUUUCUAUUAUCAAUAACUUUUAUUUACAGUGGAAAUCUUUUAUAAUACAUAUACCUAAUGAUAAUAAAAAUUCAAUUAGUACAAUUGAGCACGUAGAGCUUAGUCUGUGAAAAUCUCGAUACUGUAAAUAAUUUUAAAAAAUACAAAAU
Homalodisca vitripennis (glassy-winged sharpshooter) is the source of this 735-nucleotide messenger RNA. RefSeq lists its product as uncharacterized. The transcript has 3 exons. Lineage: Eukaryota; Metazoa; Arthropoda; Insecta; Hemiptera; Cicadellidae. The record is from RefSeq and is a predicted model, not a curated record. Bases 107 to 475 code for a protein of 122 amino acids.